CUCCGGACGGGUUUUUUUCUCCUGCUCUUGGGGGGGACCCGGAGGGAGCGGCGCCCCCCCCACUCCCGACGCUGCCCCCGCGUGCGCCCCGCUCGCCCGCAGCCGAGACGGCAGGCUUCAAAAUGUAGCGGAGCGUCCCAGGCUGCCAUGUACAGAAAAUGGACAGAGAGCAAGGGACAGAAGGGAGGCGCCGACGUGAAGACCCACAGGGCAGAGUGAAGCCGCUGACGAGGACCUACAGCCUCAGAGCCGCAGCCUGAGCGCCCAAUGCAAAGGCAGGAGGAGGGGACUGAAGACAUCUAGAAGAGAAGCCAAAGAUGUUGACCAGAAAGAUUAAACUCUGGGACAUAAACGCCCACAUCACCUGCCGCCUAUGCAGCGGAUAUCUCAUCGACGCGACUACGGUGACCGAGUGUCUGCACACGUUCUGUCGGAGUUGCCUGGUCAAGUACUUGGAAGAGAACAACACCUGCCCCACUUGUAGGAUCGUGAUCCACCAGAGUCACCCACUGCAAUACAUUGGUCAUGACAGAACCAUGCAGGACAUUGUUUACAAACUGGUUCCAGGCCUCCAGGAAGCGGAAAUGAGGAAACAGAGGGAAUUCUACCACAAGUUAGGCAUGGAAGUGCCUGGAGAUAUCAAGGGGGAGACCUGUUCUGCAAAACAGCACCUAGAUCCCCAUCGGAACGGUGAAACCAAAGCAGAUGACAGUUCGAACAAAGAAGCAGCAGAAGAGAAGCAGGAAGAGGACAAUGACUACCACAGAAGUGACGAGCAGGUGAGCAUCUGUCUGGAGUGCAACAGCAGCAAACUGCGGGGCUUGAAACGGAAGUGGAUCCGCUGCUCGGCCCAAGCAACAGUCCUGCACUUGAAGAAGUUCAUCGCCAAAAAACUUAACCUUUCGUCUUUCAACGAGCUGGACAUUUUAUGCAACGAGGAAAUCCUGGGCAAGGACCACACACUCAAAUUUGUGGUUGUCACAAGGUGGAGAUUCAAGAAGGCGCCGCUCCUGCUCCACUACAGACCCAAGAUGGACCUGCUCUGAGCCUAGCCCUGGGCCGGCUCUGCUGCCCUCCGUGCCACCUGCGGGUGUUGUGGGGACCAGACUUCUGAAUAGAGAGUAUUUAUAACUUUUGUAUGAGAGAAUUCACACUCAGCAAGACACUACCAGCACCACGGUUACAAGACGACGAAACACUUCACAGUCUCAGCGGCAGAAGGGGCGCCUCUCACAGACCAGAUGGUAAACAUGGUGGCCAGGCGACCUGUGCUUGCUUCCCGGGCCUUGGAAAUCCGGUCAUUUCCGUUGCGUUUAUGAAUUAGGGUUCAUGCUAAGCCUCAAAAAUCCUUGUACAUUUACUGAACCCUUCCUAAGUUAUUGAAAAAUCUCUCUUCAUGGUGAAUGACAGUAUUUAUGUUGCCUUUAGCUUCCUGAAGACUCAGAAGGUAUAUAAAGGGUUAAUUUAAAACCA
Molecule: messenger RNA, 1473 nt
Organism: Lontra canadensis (Northern American river otter)
Lineage: Eukaryota; Metazoa; Chordata; Mammalia; Carnivora; Mustelidae
Gene: PCGF3
Product: polycomb group ring finger 3
Exons: 11
Coding region: 318-1046 (242 amino acids)
Biological process (GO): regulation of transcription by RNA polymerase II
Cellular component (GO): PRC1 complex
Source: RefSeq, a predicted model, not a curated record